This is a messenger RNA of Malurus melanocephalus (red-backed fairy wren), 915 nucleotides long. RefSeq names its product family with sequence similarity 89 member A (gene FAM89A). The transcript is spliced from 2 exons. Bases 73 to 489 code for a protein of 138 amino acids. The record is from RefSeq and is a predicted model, not a curated record. NCBI's taxonomy places the organism in Eukaryota, Metazoa, Chordata, Aves, Passeriformes, Maluridae.
GGGCGGGCUCCGGGCGGUGCCUCCCGCGGCGGAGCCGAGGGGGCUGCUUCCGUCGGUGGCCGCAGCGGCAGGAUGAGCGGGCCGGGGUUGCUGGGGCCGGGCGGCGGCGCGGGGCUGCCGCCGCUGCCCAAGAGCCUGAGCGGGCUGCUCAACUCCUCGUCCUCGGGCGGCGGCGGCGGCGGCAAUGGCGGGCGCUGGCGAGACCUGGAGCGGCUCUACGCGCAGAAGUCCCGCAUCCAAGACGAGCUGAGCGGUGGCGGCCGGGGCUCGCCGCGCCCGCCCAAGCCUCCCAACCUGGACGCGGCGCUGGCCCUGCUCCGCAAGGAGAUGGUUGGCCUUCGGCAGCUGGAUAUGUCAUUGCUGUGUCAGCUCUACUCCCUGUACGAAUCCAUUCAAGAAUACAAAGGUGCCUGCCAAGCUGACUCUAAUGCAGACUCCUCGUAUGCCCUGGAAAAUGGAUUUUUUGAUGAAGAGGAGGAAUACUUCUAGAAGCAGGAAGAUUCAUCUUGAGGCUGACUGAACUGAGAUUCAUUUGUUCUUCUCUCCCUGUAAAACACCUCAACAAGAAUGACUGGAAUUUGUAUCGAUCCCUCUUCUUGAGGAGGAACACCCAGCUACCCUGAGUUGUGUUAAAUUCUCUUAUUUUAACAGGCUCUCAGUACAAAUUACUCAUGCAAAUACCACUUGAGGAAAGUGCUGUACUUUAACUUUUGAAGAGUCCUCAGACAUGCUUGACAAGAGUUUUCAAUAUAAUUUGCAAGGUGGGUGUUUUCAUCUUACAAAUGUUGGUCGCUUAUAACUGGAAUUUUAAUCGUAGAAGACAGCAGCAACUUCCUGAGUUGUAAUAACUUCAUGAGGAGGGAGGGAAGCCUCUGCUGUGGUGUAAAUAGCAAUAGGUAAUUUUUUUUUUUUGGG